Molecule: messenger RNA, 6644 nt
Organism: Pygocentrus nattereri (red-bellied piranha)
Lineage: Eukaryota; Metazoa; Chordata; Actinopteri; Characiformes; Serrasalmidae
Gene: rbbp6
Product: retinoblastoma binding protein 6
Exons: 17
Coding region: 694-6024 (1776 amino acids)
Biological process (GO): protein ubiquitination; mRNA processing; ubiquitin-dependent protein catabolic process
Cellular component (GO): nucleus
Molecular function (GO): zinc ion binding; ubiquitin protein ligase activity; nucleic acid binding
Source: RefSeq, a predicted model, not a curated record
GUGUCGUCGAGGGGGCACGUUAGCACCGUUAGCUUCAGCGUUUCUUCGCGGUUUAAACUAUUUAUUCUUAAGUAUUUUUCUUUGUUUUGUUUAAAAAAAUAAUAAUAAUCGUUUAUUUAUUAUCGUAUUGAUGUAAUACUGAGCUCAGGUAUCGUCUGUGCCGUCGUUCUUGUGGUGUUUGGCUCCUUGUGUUGCUGGUUGAAGGCCUUUGUUUUUAGGCCGUUAGCACCAGAAGCUCCGGUGGGGUUUCGCGCCCCUUUUUCCCGGACUGAGGGAGCUCCAGGGCGGCGUGGUGCCGUUCACAGCUUCAGGACUCACCCACAGGGACUGGGUCUGAGAUUUCUACCGAAAUUGGACUCCGCGCAGCCCCGAGCGGGCUGGGGACUCGUAGCUGGACUCUGAGGGGGGUUUAGCGGACAAGGACUCUCCGAAAACCGAGCCGCCGUAUUUGUCGAUUCGUUUGGACUCAUCGUGGCGAUUUUGGAGUUCUAACUCGGGCCUAGUUCGGCCGGAUCCCUCCGGGGAGUGGUAGUGCUGAGCUCCGCUCGGCUGCCAUGGCCUCAGGCCCGGCUCAGACAAACUGCUGAGUCGGUCUGGUUUGCGCAGCCAACAGCUGCGAUUCUGUAAACUUGUGGGGGGUUUGGGUUUGUGUUGGUUUCUUCUGUGAGCAUUUGGGGGGAAAUUUGUGUAAAAAUGUCUUGUGUUCACUAUAAGUUUUCCUCCAAACUGAACUACGACACGGUGACGUUUGACGGGCUGCACAUCACGCUGAGUGAGCUAAAGAGGCAGAUCAUGGGCCGAGAGAAGCUUAAGGCCGCAGACUGCGACCUGCAGAUUACCAACGCCCAGACUAAAGAGGAAUACACUGAUGAUGGGGCUCUCAUUCCCAAAAAUUCCUCUGUCAUCAUUAGACGGAUCCCAAUUGGUGGAGUUAAAGCGGCCAGCAAAACUUUUGUCAUCGAUCGAUCCGAACCCUCAGGUGGACCUUCAAAAGCAAUUGAUGAUUCUCCAUCCAUUUCUCUGGCCCAGCUAUCAAAGACGGCCAAUCUCGCCGAAGCGAACGCGUCAGAGGAAGACAAAAUUAAAGCAAUGAUGUCUCAGUCCAAUCAUGAAUACGACCCGAUCCACUACACUAAGAAGCUAGUUGGACCCCCCCCUCCAAACUACACCUGCUUUCGCUGUGGGAAAAAUGGACACUACAUUAGAAACUGCCCAACCAAUGGGCAGGACAAAAGUUUUGAGAGUACUCAGAGGAUCAGGAAGAGCACCGGAAUACCGCGGAGUUUUAUGAUGGAGGUGGAUGAUCCGUCUAUGAAGGGGGUCAUGUUGACCAACACUGGAACAUAUGCUAUUCCCACCAUUGACGCGGAAGCAUAUGCGAUUGGGAAGAAGGAGAAGCCUCCAUUUCUUCCUCAGGAGCAGUCCUCUUCCUCCGAGGAUGAGGAUCCUGUACCUGAUGAGCUGCUCUGUCUGAUCUGUAAGGACCUGAUGACCGACGCUGUGGUCAUCCCCUGCUGCGGGAACAGCUACUGUGAUGAGUGCAUUAGAACAAGUUUGCUGGAGUCGGAGGAGCAUGUGUGCCCCACCUGUAACCAGUCUGAAGUUUCUCCUGAUGCUUUGAUUGCCAAUAAAUUCUUACGCCAAGCCGUGAACAACUUCAGGAACGAGACGGGUUACACAAAGAGAAUCCGUAAAGCUGCUGCUGCUGCUCAGGCCGCCCCUCCUGCGGCCCAAACCCAGCCACGCGUGCAGCGUCCUGUCCAAAUCCUCAGACCCCCCAACUCUCGCCAGCAGGACCCCCUGCUUGCCAACGUUCCUCGUCCCGCAGCAGCAAACACGCCCCCUGCUGCCCUGAGCCCCGUGGUCACUCAGCAGGCCUCCAGCACGCCCCCUACUGGUGACGGUUCCUCUGCAGCUGGCAGCAGCAGCCCGGCUCAGUCCCCCCCGCAGGAAACCAACAAGCAGGAUGAUCCUGUUAUAACCAAAGAGCCUGAGGUUCAGCCACAGACAACUGCUGUUUCAUCUGAGACUCCACUGCCAACCCCAGUUAUUCCAAAGGGCUACCAUGUUCCAGUGAUUGGACAACCACACUCUCUGCCUCACCCACUUCCCAGACCAGCACAAACAAGACCUAACGGGCCAAGACCAUCUGGACCCCGGCCUACAUGGGAUCCGUCCUCAAGCCGCAGCCGGGCCCCCAGUGAACGGCCCCUGAGGCAGCAGGCUCCUCCAGUUCAGCCGCCUCCUCCUGUGGCUCCUCCGGUAUAUGUUCCUCCUCUGUUCCCUCCUCCGCAGCACACCAUGCCCCAGCCCCCCGGUGUCGUUCCCCAGCAGUACCCAAUGCAGUAUCCACCCGGCCAGCAGCCUGCACCGCCGUAUACUGUGCCUCCUCCAGGAUAUCCUCCAGCACCGGCUAAUGUUCCGACUCCAUGGGUACCGCCAGGCACUCAGCCACCAAUGCCCAACCCCAUACCUUCCAUGAACCCUGCACCCUUCUUAUCCAAGGAGGAGUUCUACAGACAGCAACGGAGACUGAAGGAAGAUCCCCACUGUCGAUUCGUUACCAGGGAGAAGUCUAAGCUUGAGGAGUUUACCAAUGACUUUGCCAAAGAGCUUCUGGAGUACAGAAAGAUCCAAAAGGAGAGAAGACGAUCCUAUUCUAGGUCAAAAUCCCCCUACCGUGGUUCAUCAUACAGUGGUUCUUCCUACUCCUACUCCAGAUCACGCUCUCGCUCCAGAUCCCCACGCUCCUACUCUCGCUCUCUGAGCCGCUCGCGUUCCAGGUCACGCUCUCGAUCCCGAUCUCGUUCUCGCUCCUAUUCACGCUCUCCGUACUCCCGUAGGGGCCGUGGCAGAAGCCGGAGUUACAGGUCCCGAUCCCGUACACCACCUUACCAUCGCUCUCGCACCCGCUCUCCUUCAUAUAGAGGGCGAGAAGGAGGAAUGAGUGGCAUUUAUCGUUCCCGCUCCAGAUCACCACACUACAGGGGCCACAGUCCAGGCAAGAAGCUUCUGCCUGGCUCUCAGUUGGAAGUUGACCGCAAGUACCCAGGCAGGUACCGAGAGAUUCCUCCUUAUGAUGCCAAGGCUUACUAUGGCAGAGCAGUUGACCAGAGUGACCCAUAUGAGCGGGAAAGAUACCUUGAGUGGGAGCGAGAGUACAGAGAGUGGUACGAGAAGUAUUUCAAAAACUACGAUGCCCCACAGACCAGUCAGAUUAGAGGUCGCGGGCAAGGCAGAGACCCUUACUCCCCUGAGCGUUAUGCUCCACCCAGACCCAGAGAUAACUCUCCCUAUGCCAGGGGACGACGUGAUGACUAUCCGACACAUGGUCAAGGACACGGCAUCCCUCCGAGAGGCCGUCCUAUGACUUACCAAGAGAAGUGUGCUGAAAAGUACGGCCACCUCCAUGUCAACAAUGCGGGAGCUGGGAGAGGCUUGAGCAAAGAAUCCCUAAAACCAACCAAAGACCGGGAGCCAAGCACAAGCACUGCUGUGGACUCCAAGGGUCUGAAGCACAAGAAACACAGGAAGAAGAGAAAAGGAGAGGAGGGCGAUCUCUUCAGCCACUCUGACUCCAUGGAUGAAUCCAAAAAAGACGAGAGGAAGGGGGACUCCAUGCUGAUGAACUCAACUCGUGACGAUGCCACUCCAGUCAGAGAUGAGCCAAUGGACAACACUGCAGUGCCCUACAAGAGUACCUCAGACAAGGAGAGAAAGGAGAAGACCAAAAGCAAAACAGAAAAAGUAAAACGCAAGGCUGAGAGUGGCGCACCAAAGAAGGAAAUCUCUGUGAAGACAUCCAAGCCUGUCAGAGAAAAGGAGGCAGAUGCAACUCGUGAGAAGGCAGCGUCCACCGAACCAGCUAUUAAGAGAAUCAAGGAAGAGCCAGCUCAGAAGGCUGAUACUGGUAAGCCACAUUCCUCUGAAAAACUCAUGCUUCCUCGCAAGCUGAUGCAGUCUAGACCAAUCAAACACCACCAAGAGCAGAAACCCAUCAAAGACGAGCCUAAAGUCAAGAAGGAGCCCGUCAAAGACUCUGCAAAGAUUGAGAAACCUCUUGCUAAAGAUGGCAAGCCAAAGUUGGAGAAACCUGUCAGAACUGAGGAGAAAGCAGUUGUCAAAACAGGUGAGGUGAAGUUGGUGGAAAAACGGAAACGAAAAGAUGAAAAACCACUUGUGAAAGACCCAGAGCUUCCUCUGAAUAAGUCCCCGAGGGUUGAAGUCAUGGAAAUGGCCAAGGGGUCUCCCAAGCCCAAACCCAAGGUGGAGAGUGAGAAACCGGUGGAGAAGGAUAAACCAGCCAUCCCUGCUCUGAUGGACAUAAAGCCUGAGCCUGUGAGAAAGAUCAAGCUCAACCGUGAGAUUGGGAAGAGGAUCAGUACUGAGAGACUUUCUGCCGAUGACUCUGGGUCUGGUGCAGGGAAAAAUAGGCUAGACCAAAAGUCUAAGGCCAAGAUCCGACGGCGGGUGCACGCCACAGACGGCUCAGGAUCCAUGUUGGUUGACUACACCAGCACUAGCUCCACUGGUGGUAGUCCCAUCAAGAGGCAUCAGGAGGAGAAGGCAGACCUGAAGAAAACUGUGGUGAAGACCCUGGAGGAAUACACCAACGACAGUUCCACACCUGCUGAGGAUGAGAUCGUUAUGAUCCAAGUGCCUCGCUCUAAGUGGGAGAAGGAAGACUAUGAAUCUGAGGAGGAUGAUUCCAAGGCAGCAACUACUUCUGUAAAUGCUGGACUUUCUGCUGCUUGUGCUGCUCCUGCUGGGGAGAAUGCUGCUUCAAAACUUACCGACAGGGAGACUGAGAGAACUGCCCAUGCCUCUAAAGACACUCCUACUGAGACGAAACCUGCCAAGGAUCCAUCGUCGAGCGAUAUGGAAACAGACAGGGAGAAAGAAAGUGAGAGGGAACGCGAGAGAGGAAGAGAACGAGACCGUAGUGCCUCAGAUCGUGAGUCUUCAGAUAAGAGAAAAGCUGGCACGCUAAAUCUGGAUAGAGGUAGCGACCAUGGCAGCGAGAGGAGUUCUUCCUCCCAGUCCUCCAGGGACAGACUUGCUGAUAGGUCUGCAUCAUCAUCCAGGAAGCCAUCAGGAAGGGAACAUAACACGGCUGUCCCUGAAAGGAAGCCGGAUCACCGGACUAGCACAAGAGAUCAUUCAGAUUCGCGGCAGAGAGACGGGAAACCAAGGGAACCCCUCAGAAGAAAAGAAUCACCUCCUCCGCCGACUUCCAGGGGUAAUAAAGAACGUGACGUCCACACAGAAAUGGCUAAAAGAGCUCCUGCAGUUUCCCAGGAGUCCAAAAAGACUGAAAACAGCCCUUCUGCGGACAAAAGAUCAACAUCUCAGACUGUUCCAGAACCCAAAAGAACUGCCCCAGAGGAUCACCGGGCAGAUAGGCAAGCACAGAAUGUGAGGCAUGCCGAUGGACGUUCCGCAAAGGAUAAGGAGCACCCAGGACACAAAGCUACACAUAGGACUGCUACUCCAGAACCCAGGACUGAAGCAGAGCGUGUUGGAGCUCAUGUAGAACGAGAGCAUCCCAAAGUCAAGCCUCCGUCAAUACGAUCCAUGCGACUUUCCUCGGACCUUGCACGGGAAACGGACGAAGCAGCGUUCGUCCCCGAUUACAGUGAAAGUGACAGCGAGGCUUCCGAUCCCGAGAGCAAGGCAGAGCUUAGGGAGCGUGGGAGAGACAGCAGCAUAAGCCCUGCCCCCAGCCACAGCGCCAGCCCCUCUGGAAGCCAUGGCCACAGUAGCUCUCCCAGCUCUCCUGGCAGCCAGGACAGCAAGAAGAGGAAAAAGGACAAAAAGGAUAAGAAAGAGAAAAAGAAGCACAAAAAGCACAAAAAACACAAAAAACAUAAGAAGCAUGCUAGUAACGAGUCUGAGUCGGAGCCUAAAGGACAGAAACACAAGCAUAAGAAAAAGAAAUCCAAAAAGAGUAAGGACAAGGAGAAGGAUGAAAAGGAGAAAGACGAGAGGACGAAGGAUGAUCUGAAGGAGAAAGAGCUCGUCUAAGACCAAUGGACUUGAUCUAAAAGCUGUUUUAUUAUCCUUGAUGGUACAGCUAAUAAACUGUAUUUCAGCAUCCUGCAAAGACUACUGUUAACACUGAUUCCCUUCUGUAGUUCAUUUUCUUUCAGGACAUUUUGAUUUAAUCGUGCUAAUCUCCACACUGAGAAUAGUAAUGAUGCCUGUAAUGAUGAAGGCUAAUAUUUUGAAAUUUUGCUAUGUGUUUUUGAUGCAUACAUCUGUUAAUUUCUUUUUUGUUGAUCAGAUUUUCACUUAUCAUAUCGUGGAUUUGUAGAGGAGGCACUUUAGAGAUGUAAAGAUGAAUGACUGGGAGAGUUUUUGCUCUCGUACCUCAUCUCCCUCGUGUAUGUAGAGCCAGAAAGAAACAAGUCAUUAAAUAAUUAUGGCGAUAAGACACUUUCACAACUGGAUAUAGUGCUGUUCUAGCAGGGGGGGGGGAGGGGGGGCACAUAAUGAUCUGCUUAUGAGAUGUUUAUUGCACUGUGAAUAUUUCCUCUAUUCAAGUUUUUAUUUUACAUCACAUUGUCAUGAUGGUUAAUUUAAAAUUGCCAGCUGAAAAAGGAAAUGUUUUGUUUUGGAGAUAAUAAAAUUCAGCAAAAUCUCAA